Ramularia collo-cygni is the source of this 1347-nucleotide messenger RNA. Its product is annotated as probable aureobasidin-resistance protein. Gene Ontology annotation, biological process: inositol phosphoceramide metabolic process; sphingolipid biosynthetic process. The record is from RefSeq and is a predicted model, not a curated record. Gene Ontology annotation, molecular function: inositol phosphoceramide synthase activity. Gene Ontology annotation, cellular component: inositol phosphoceramide synthase complex. NCBI's taxonomy places the organism in Eukaryota, Fungi, Ascomycota, Dothideomycetes, Mycosphaerellales, Mycosphaerellaceae. The transcript has a single exon. The coding region runs from base 1 to 1347 and encodes 448 amino acids.
AUGGCCGCGCAGUACUCCUCGGUCGGAGAGGGCUCGCCUCGAUUCGCCAUGCCACGGUUGCCAUUCUCACUCCCAUCUCUAUCGAUCCAUAUGCCGCAUCGAAUUCGACGCCGACUCCGCGCCACACGGUCGAAGAUAUCCYCUCGAAGUUCACCUACAUCCUCGAUCGCGUCUCUUGAGACGUCUUUCAACCCGACGGAUACGAUUCGYGCGCUUCGAACACAUCAUUGGAGUGCCUACGAUGCACAAUAUCUGUUUCUGGCGAUCCUCGGCAUCUUCAGCCUGUCCAUGAUGCAGCACCCUGGGCCGAUGAUGAAGACACUGGUUGCCACAGCUCUCAUGACAGGUCUGGUAAUACCAAUCACGCGGCAGUUCCUCCUGCCCUUUCUGCCAAUCGCCGGGUGGCUGGUUCUUUUCUUCUCCUGCCAAUUCAUUCCCAGCGAAUACCGACCUGGCAUCUGGGUUCGCGUGCUGCCAGCAUUGGAGAACAUUUUGUAUGGUGCCAACCUCAGCAAUAUCCUCGCUGCCCACAAGAACUCCUUUCUAGACGUCCUCGCAUGGCUGCCGUAUGGAAUCACUCACUUUGGUGCACCAUUCGUGUGCUCUGGAAUCAUGUUCAUAUUCGGUCCACCCGGCACUACUCCCAGUUUUGCCAGAGCAUUUGGGUACAUGAACAUUGCCGGUGUGACUAUCCAGAUUCUGUUUCCUUGCAGCUCGCCAUGGUACGAAAACAUGUACGGACUCGCACCGGCGAACUAUUCCAUACACGGCUCUCCCGCAGGUCUUGCGGCGAUUGACAAACUGUUUGGCAUCGACCUCUACACCUCGACUUUUACGGCAUCUCCUCUGGUAUUUGGCGCCAUGCCAUCUUUGCACUCCGGGAAUGCAACUAUCGAGGCWCUCUUCAUKUCACACACCUUCCCCAAACUGCGUCCACUGUUCAUCCUAUAUACUCUAUGGAUGUGGUAUGCUACAAUGUACCUGAGCCAUCACUACGCGGUGGAUUUGGUCGGRGGCAGUAUCAUUGCAUCGAUUGCAUAUUUCGUCGCAAAGGGCAGCUUUUUGCCUCGCCUGCAACCUGGCAAAGUGUUCCGCUGGGAUUAUGAUUACAUAGAAAGAGGCGAAGAGGAGGAUGACGAAUCGUAUGGCUACGGUCUGGCCGAUCUGGAUGAAUACGAGCUGGCGCUGCGCACCGACGGCGACGAGUGGACUAUUGGCUCCAGCAGCAGCGUUUCCAGCAGCAGCCGUGAGCACUCUACUGGCAUGCGAUCCCCCAUUGGCGACAAUGAACAAUGGGACGGCGACACACUCGCCUCCAACUCGGACAAUGAGUAUCAGAAAGCAUAG